CAGACAUCACAGCUUCAUAUUAUUUUAAGGGCAUUAUUUUUUUUUAAUUGUCAGACUUAACUUGAUAAACACGGACAAUACUGGUCUGUGCAAUUCUUACGAACAUGGGAUCUGAUGUGAAAUGAGCAUGCCAUGUUCCAAUAGAUUUCUUUUUUUUUAAUUGUCUUGUUUUUUCCCUCUUUUAUAUAAUAACAGCAGGGAAAUGCAUAUUGAUUAUGUAAAACGUAGAGAGAAUGCAUAAAUAAAGACAACUGACAAAACUGCAUCAAUACGGGCUAUUGUUAUAUAGUCAGAUACGCGUUAUUGAGUGUGUUUGAGGCCAGGUGUGAUGAUGUGUAGCGUAUGCAUCUAAAAACUAUGCUGUAGCUACAAAAUAAGAUGGUAUGAAUUCAACAAAUGACGAAUAAACAACAAACCACGAUGUUUCAUUAAGUAACAAUACAUACCCUACUGAAACCUAAAGUGUCCAACAGCAAAUUAUACGAACGUGUUUAAUUAAUUAGGCUCUUUUUUAAUUGUAGUCAAAUAUUGUAUUGUUUGCCUUUAUUUUGGAAAAUGAGAGGUGGAACCGGAAGUAGUGCUGCUUCUUUUAGCGGCAGUCUCUGAAAAUUGCCGCGUCUGCUUGAGCUCCUCGCUUAAUAAAGGAAUGUCUGAUUCCAUUGGAAGUGGCCGUUUUAACCUCCCUGACUAUGACCAGUUCGAGGAUGAGAGCUUUCCUCCUCUCCCACCACCCCUCUCCCCAGGCCUUGGAGGGGACGACCCGUUUGGUAAUGGGGAGGAAGACGGAGACCUCUCCAAACUAGCAGAUGUUCCCGCAGCUAAACGAAGGACGGUCAAAAGGCCACAGCCCAAACUGGAUUCCCAGAGGCUCACUUCAGAGAGGGGACUACCAGCUCUACGGACCCUGUUUGGCAAUGUCAGAUUUAAAGGCAAAGGGCAUGAGGCAGAGGAUCUGCGUGUAGUCAUGCAGAAGAUGGAGAACUGGGCCCACAGAUUGUAUCCCAAACUGCAAUUUGAUGAUUUCAUGGACAAAGUGGAGAGGCUGGGCAGCAAGAAGGAUGUUCAGACCUGCCUGAAGAGAAUACGACUGGACAUGCCUUUGGUUCAUGAGGACUUCAUUGGGGAGACAGAGGUGACUCCGGUGCAGCAUGUCUUUGAGGAUCCAGAACCUUUUGGCAGCACUGGGAGAUUCCCUCUGGGCUCCCAAGGCCCAGCCCACUCCACCCCAGCCCACACCACCCCAGCCCCCACCACCCCAGCCCCCACCCUGACAGAGGAGCAGCAGAGGCGCAUCGAGCUUAACAGACAGCUGGCCCUGGAGAGGAGGCUGGCCAGAAGACAGCCCCCCACAGACCAACCAGACUCCCAGGCCGACUCCCAGGCGGCCGUCUCCGCCCAGACAGACUCCUCCCAGGCCACCUCUGCCCAGGCAGCCUCCUCUCAGGCCACCUCUGCCCAGGCAGCCUCCUCCCAGGCAGCCUCCUCCCAGGCCACCUCUGCCCAGGCAGCCUCCUCCCAGGCCACCUCUGCCCAGGCAGCCUCCUCCCAGGCCACCUCUGCCCAGGCAGCCUCCUCCCAGGCCACCUCUGCCCAGGCAGCCUCCUCCCAGGCCGGUGUACAGGCCUCUUCUGUACACCUACCCCCAGCUAUUUCGCCACCGACUGAGCCCUGUCCACUGGUGCCUGGGUUUGAGGAAAGGAAGGACAUGGAGGUGGGCCCCAGCACAGAACCCCCAAUAGAUGCCGAACUCGACCCAGCGUGAGGGAGUAGAGCCCAGCCAGCCCGGGAGUAAGCUGGACAGCCAUUCACUUGUCCCGUGCACGCUUACACAGUGCAGGUCUCCAUUGUGUUCUUGGUUUAUUUGAAAGCUUGUCUUCUGUUUUGGACAUGCAAACCACACUGUACAUUGUGUCCUAAAGUGGUCCUUAGUUAAUACGUGCAGGAGUCACUAACUUAUUCUCAAAGUUGGUUUUAAUUGGAUAUUUUUUCCCAAAUAUUAUAUUUUAAUUAAAACUAAAGUCGACGCCU
Molecule: messenger RNA, 2028 nt
Organism: Gadus macrocephalus (Pacific cod)
Lineage: Eukaryota; Metazoa; Chordata; Actinopteri; Gadiformes; Gadidae
Gene: tipin
Product: timeless interacting protein
Exons: 8
Coding region: 647-1762 (371 amino acids)
Biological process (GO): replication fork processing; DNA replication checkpoint signaling; DNA damage response
Cellular component (GO): nucleus; replication fork protection complex
Molecular function (GO): DNA binding
Source: RefSeq, a predicted model, not a curated record